AUGGACGCGGCCGUUUCAUCAUCAACAUUAUUAUCACGGUCGGUCACGACAGUUGCAUCGUCAAUGGUAUCUGCAUCUACAUCGGCGUCUCCGUCAGAGAGUAUUUUGAGUACACUAGCAUCAGCAUCAGCAUCUGCAACAGCAGAUGCCGUAGCGGCAGUUGCUGAAGGUGUGCCUGUACCCGCACCACAUGCAAACUCAGGUGACAUACUUUCAUCAUAUUUACCACGAGUGGAUCAGUUUUACAUCCCAGAAUGGCUAACAAUGCAAUUUGUUGCCAACAAUUUGGUGAGCUUUACGCCACUGUUUUCCUAUGGUACUACAAUUUUAAGCAUUGAGAGAUCAAAAACGGCGCUGGGAUUUUCUAUUGAUAUUUGUGCGACGAUGAUGAUUGCAAGCAUUCUUAGAAUUUCAUAUUAUCUGAUAACGCCAUAUGAAAUUACACUAUUAAGACAAUCUAUUGUAAUGAUUUUCAUCCAAUUAAUUUUACUGAGAACAACACUACUCUACAGACCGGAAGAGUAUAAAUAUCACAAUUUGCAUGAUGUGGAAUCGUUUUCACAAUUGAUCCGUAACGUUUGGUAUGAAUAUUUUGCCUGUUCCAAACCGCCGUUCUUCAGCAAGGACUGGAGACUAAUGCUAAGAUCCCUCUCGUUUAAACAUCUAACGGGGUUCCUUUACAAAUGCCUCCUAAUGGCUUGUUAUAAAGUUUUAAAGUUUUUCGAUCCAAGUUAUAAGAGGUUUAAGUCAUUUUGGCAAUGGGACGAUGAAAGUAAAUUUUGGAAAUUCCUAGUUUAUUUUGCCUCUUUCCAACUGUUCUUAACGUUUAUCAUUUCGAAAGUUUUAAAUUGGGAAUCCUUAUCUACUUGGAUUGGUUCAGUAAUUGGAUCUUUAGGACUUUUAAUCGAAUCGCUGUUACCAUUACCGCAGAUUGCAAUUCUUUACAAGUUAAAGUCAGUCCAAGGUUUUAAACUAAUUCUGUUGAUUAGCUGGUUCUGUGGUGAUACUCUUAAAAUCACAUAUUUAAUCUUUGGGGCCAGUAAUAUAUCAGUCAUUUUCCUAUUAUUUGCACUUUUCCAAAUGACUUUGGAUUUUUACAUCGGUGGACAGUACAUCUAUUACAGAUAUUAUUAUCCAAGCUUGAGGAAUAGAAGAGAGGCACCAUUGAGAGAUGAGGAAGAAAAUGGAGAGAUAAUUGAAUUAGAAAAUUUCAAAAUGAAUAAUAGUGAUCUGGAGCUUCAAACACCCCCGCCUCACCAACAUGGAAGGGUAAGAUCUCAUUCUCUUAUGGGACAGUAG
Molecule: messenger RNA, 1299 nt
Organism: Zygosaccharomyces rouxii
Lineage: Eukaryota; Fungi; Ascomycota; Saccharomycetes; Saccharomycetales; Saccharomycetaceae
Gene: ANY1
Product: Any1p
Exons: 1
Coding region: 1-1299 (432 amino acids)
Biological process (GO): retrograde transport, endosome to Golgi; phospholipid translocation
Cellular component (GO): endosome; trans-Golgi network
Source: RefSeq, a predicted model, not a curated record